AUGUACGAUCGCAUUCUUCUCCGGCCGCGAAUCCUCCGCAAUGUCACCUCUGUAUCAAUGAAGACAAAUAUUCUGGGCUGCCGCAUGGAUCUACCAUUGUUCAUGAGUCCCGCGGCAAUGGCGACGUUGGUUCACCCGGACGGUGAGCUUGCAUUGGCGAGAGGAUGUGCGACGUAUGGGAUUGGGAUGUGUGUCUCCACAAACGCAGCCUACCACCUCUCGGAAAUAACAUCCGCCGCAGCAAAGCAAACGAAGAAUAACAACAUCCCAUUCUUCUUCCAACUUUACGUCAACAAGGACAGAGAGGCAUCGAAGCGUCUUCUCCGCAUCGCAGAGCAGAACGGAGCGAAAGCGAUCUUCGUGACUGUGGAUGCGCCCGUCGCUGGGAAGCGGGAAGCGGAUGAGCGGGUCCCGCUGGAUCCUCACGAUAUCCGAUUUAGAACGCCGUUACCGAUGAGUGGGGCGUGCAUUGGUGGCAAUGAUGAGAAGGGAGGCGGGUUGGGAAGAUCGAUGGGACAGUAUAUUGAUGCUGGUUUUACAUGGGAGGAUCUAGCGUGGUUGAAGGAGAAUACGUUUCUGCCUAUUGUGUUGAAGGGGGUGCAAACGGCGGAGGAUGCGGUGUUGGCGAUGGAGUAUGGGGUGGAUGGGAUUGUGGUUAGUAAUCAUGGGGGGAGGAGUUUGGAUACGUCUACUUCAUCAAUUGCUGUGUUAAUGGAGAUACGACAGAGGUGUCCGCAGGUGUUUGAUCGGUUGGAAGUGUUUGUCGAUGGAGGUAUUCGGCGGGGAACGGAUAUAAUCAAGGCUAUAUGUCUGGGUGCGAAGGCUGUCGGUAUGGCAAGGCAUUUCCUGUACAGUUUGUGUUACGGACAGGAGGGGGUAGAGAGGUUGAUUGAGAUUAUGAGAGAUGAAUUAGAGACAACCAUGAAGUUGUUGGGGAUUACGGAUCUAUCACAGGCUCAUCCGGGCCUGUUGAACACAUUGGAUGUGGAUCAUCUGAUUCCAAACCAAUCUGCGUCAUUGUAUAGCGAUCCAGCCAGGGCACGCCUGUAA
Molecule: messenger RNA, 1050 nt
Organism: Aspergillus tubingensis
Lineage: Eukaryota; Fungi; Ascomycota; Eurotiomycetes; Eurotiales; Aspergillaceae
Product: L-lactate dehydrogenase
Exons: 4
Coding region: 1-1050 (349 amino acids)
Molecular function (GO): oxidoreductase activity; FMN binding
Source: RefSeq, a predicted model, not a curated record